AUGCCAAGCAACCAAUCCUCAUCGCCCGAGCAGCUAAAGCUCCCUGCCUCCAUAGAAGAGGUCACGCCAUCAUGGCUUUCCAGUGUCCUAGGCCAGAAGGUCAAAGCUAUUGAGCUCACCAGGAGCAUCCUAAACGCGAGUGCUGGCAAGCUCUUUUUCACCUUGACCUACGAGGAAGGCAACGGGGAUGACUCCAAGCCGAAACCAAUCAAAAUCUGUAUAAAAGGGGGAUUCAACCCAGACGUCAUUGAGCGAUAUGCGGAUUUCAUCACUCUCUUGUACAAACGAGAGGCCGACUUCUUCAAUCUAGUCGCCCCAAAACUUGGCCACAUGGACAUCCCAAAGUCUUACUGGGCUGGAAAGAACGAUAGCCAGGGCCUCGUAAUAAUGGAAGACCUAGCGGCCGUCGGAGCUGAAUUUGGCGAACCCGUGAACGCCUGGCCCGUCGAUCGCGUCAUGGCUGGUGUUACCCAACUGGCAGGUCUCCAUGCUGCUGCUUGGGGCAAGCAUACCGAAUAUCCGUGGGCCGAUCCGGAGUAUUAUGAUGGUUUAAUAUGGGCGCUCGCAUCUCGAUGGGAUGACCUCAUACUUGGUGAAAAUCGACCCCCACUUCCCGAUAUACUUAAAGACGAGAAGCGAAUUAAGGCAGCACUUAAGAAACACUAUAGCUCAAGGAAUCCUCGUUUCCUCACACUCCAACAUGGCGACCCACACCUUGGAAAUACGUAUCUAAUUCAAGGAGAGCCUCGUUUCUUAGAUUGGCAGGGUAUUCAGAUGGGUUCUACUUUCCACGAUGUAGCGUAUUUCAUAUCGGGUAGUUUGACCGUCGAAGAUAGGAAAGCUCACGAGAUGCGCAUAUUAGAUCAUUAUCUCGGUGCGCUAUCUCGAUUCGGUGGGCCGUCUCUCUCUAGAGAUGAUGAGGAAGUUAUGGUAGAGUAUCGCAAGUCGAUGAUGUCGGGCUUCAAUUGGCUUUUGGCACCUUAUGAGCUACAGAACGAAGCGCGCGUUCGUGCCAUGGUUGAACGACAUAGUUCUGCUUUAGUAGAUCACAAGGCCAUCGAGCUCCUCGAAUCUCUACCAGAUGUUUGA
Messenger RNA from Hypoxylon trugodes, 1089 nucleotides. Its product is annotated as kinase-like domain-containing protein. The record is from RefSeq and is a predicted model, not a curated record. The transcript has 2 exons. The coding region runs from base 1 to 1089 and encodes 362 amino acids. Lineage: Eukaryota; Fungi; Ascomycota; Sordariomycetes; Xylariales; Hypoxylaceae.